CGAUACUCGCAACUUUUACAUCGUCCUAAAUACGAAAUGCUUGGCAUGUAGUCGUGGAUUUUACUGAAUGACUCAACGUCUGCAUAAAUAGUUGAAUUCACCCCCUUAAAGAAAAGGCCAUCGUAGAAAAAUCUUCACUAUGCCUUCAGACAUUGUCGACAAUCCAGCUGGCGACUCCUCAGAUCAGCGUCAGCAAAGGAGCCCUGUUCCAAGCUAUCAGUGGGAAUACACAGUCGAUGGCGAAAAGUACAUGAUAUCCAACGACAAAGACCGACUUGACUUGUCGCUUUUUAAUAAAGCGUUUGAAUCCGACAGCGUGUACUGGACCGACGCCAUGUCCGACGAAGCCAUCUCGCUCAUGGUCGAGCAUUCGUGCGUGCUCGGACUGUACAAGCUGAAGCCCAUGCGCGUCGAAGCCAACCGGAACAUCAAGCACAACACGAUCCAGGUCGCGGAGCAGAUUGGAUUCGGCCGGCUGAUCACGGAUUACUCCACGGUUGCGUACAUCACGGACGUGUGGCUCUCGCCCGAGCAUCAAGGCAAAGGCCUCGGUCGGUGGAUGGUCAGCUGCAUGAAGAAGAUCAUCGACGGCUUCCCGUCGCUGCGGCGGGCGGUCCUCCUGACGAGUCUGCACGGGAAGGGCCCCAAAUUCUACGAGAGCGAGCUUGGUAUGAAGCUGGCCGAUCCGCAGAAAGACAAAUACGCCUUCAUGGAGUACACGCCGAAUUGAGACCGCAUUGUAUGAGAUGAACGCGUGUUCCCAACGUGCCAGGGUUUGCCUGACAUUGCGCUCCGUCUCAAUAUCAUAUCAGUCUCCCAUAGAGUUUCGUCACUAUAUGGAGCUAUGGCAAACGCCCGGUGAGAUUUUUGGGGAGAGGGCCAUGCGGGAGAAGAGUUAAUAAAAACAACAUAGGGUUGUUCACAAAGCACUUCGCGUGUUAUUAUUAAUCCCGAUUUUAUGCAAGUCGAAAUACAUAGAUUGCUACUUCAGUGCACCGUUUGGGUAACGCGAGCUGCCCCGAAUUCUUGUUUUUCUAACUCAGGCAUAGAUGACUUUGUUUGAUAUUCCAGCGACUCAUGAGUCUCCUAUCCCUCGCCAACAAUGUCACUCACUUAGCGCUACGCAUGCAGCACCGUGUUGAGGAAACUUG
This is a messenger RNA of Verruconis gallopava, 1151 nucleotides long. RefSeq lists its product as uncharacterized. Lineage: Eukaryota; Fungi; Ascomycota; Dothideomycetes; Venturiales; Sympoventuriaceae. Gene Ontology annotation, molecular function: acyltransferase activity, transferring groups other than amino-acyl groups. The record is from RefSeq and is a predicted model, not a curated record. Bases 140 to 730 code for a protein of 196 amino acids. The transcript has a single exon.